Messenger RNA from Engraulis encrasicolus (European anchovy), 5740 nucleotides. RefSeq names its product zinc finger protein 512 (gene znf512). The transcript has 15 exons. The record is from RefSeq and is a predicted model, not a curated record. Gene Ontology annotation, molecular function: zinc ion binding. Lineage: Eukaryota; Metazoa; Chordata; Actinopteri; Clupeiformes; Engraulidae. The coding region runs from base 813 to 3530 and encodes 905 amino acids.
CUCAUUUGUUGUUACGGAAAAAGAGGGCGUUCCUGGCACGAAGUAACCGAGCGAAGGGGCUGGUAAUGGUUUCCUCUGGAUUUGGAAAGAGACCGUGAAAGGAAGUCAUUGGCGAUCGAUUGUUGUUGUUAUUGUUUUUUUUCCUCUUUCCACAAACACUCCACAUCAUAUCAUCACCAGUAUGUGGUACCAGGAACAAAAUGUGCUCUCGUCCAAAAAGACGACAGGAUCCAUACCCACUUAAGGGGCGUGAGGUAGGGGAAGACAUGACACAUUGUGGCUAACCUAGCUCUCUAUUUUUUCGGAAAAGAAUGCAUCGGCGUUGCACGUGCCCCUUUCUGCUUGUAUGAUUUGCAGCACAGUUAGCGUAAGAUUCGUCACAUUGGGGCCCAAAUAUGUUAUUUUUCUCCGAGAGAGUGAAAGCUAACGGUCAGUAUGUGAACCCCAAUGUCGCUGCUGCAAUGCUCCCCUGAAAAGGCUAUCGGUCGGCGGACAAUGAUGGUGGCUGUUGGGAGGUCUUCGCUCUGCCACGAUCGCUGUUCUGCCAUCGAAGGAAAAUCGCUCAGAAAGUGAAUCGCUGAGCAGUUUGUUUGCAGCAUUUCCAAGCCGUACAGUCGAGCUCAGAUGAUUGGAUUGCAUUGCAAGGCAUUGGCCUGCGUGUUAUUGUGGACAAUGCACAGCGCCACACACGCACUGUUUUGAUAUGUAAUUACUUGUUGAAUUGCGUUGAAAUGCCUUUCAAUGACAUUUGUGUACGAAGGUAGCGGUGCCUACUCAACUUAUUUGCCGAUCCGUUUAGGCCCAGGAAGAGCAUGGAACACCACUUUCACCAUGAUAUGUCUGUCACGUAUGUGACUUCAAAGAAGAAGAUCCCUAGGCCUCAGUUCAAGCCCAACACUCAAGCUCCCCUAAGGACCUUCGACAGAGACUUUGAAUCAGGUGGGGUAAGACCGUCCAAGACUGAAGGAGUGUGUCCUCAUAAUUGUCCCAAUUCGAAGACUUACGGGAGAAAAAAGUACCACGAUCUGCAGCCCGCGUACAUGAGCCCUGCGCACAGACAGGCCAGCCAGAGCCACCACCAGCAGAGUCAUAACCUCAGCGAGAGCCACCACCACAACCACAGCCAGAGCCACCACCAGCAGAGUCAUAACCUCAGCCUGGGCCACCACCACAGCCAGGGUCUCAACCCCAGCCAAGGUCUCCACCACACCCACACCCACACCCAGGGUCUCCACCAGUGCGAGUGCCCGUACCCAUCCCCAUCACCGUCCACCUCUUCCUCCUCCUGCUCCUGCUGCUCCGUGAUCCCUCCUCCUCCUCCUCCUCCUCCCACCAACAUGAUGAACGGGGCGGACGAGGCACACAUGGCCCCGAUGCCCUCCAUGCCGUCGAUGCCGUCGAUGCCCUCCAUGCCAGCCAUGCCUGCCAUGCCAUCCAUGUCCAACUACGGGCACCUGGGCUACCGCAUGCCAGGCCGAGAGCCCUGCUGCCACCAGAUGGAGAAUAUGAGGGCCUCAGAGAGUUCUUUUGUAGGGUAUGGGAUGAAGAGGAAACAGCCCAUGGAGUCCCCGAUAACCAGCCUUCCCGGAGUGAUCAGGGAGUCAGUUCUAGUGGUGGAGCGCACAGACAGCCAUGGUCAGCUUAUUUUGCCGCCCGAACAACAAAUGCCCAAGAUCUUCACCACCAAAAAAGAACCGCCAGUAUAUCCCCCAGGAAGCCAAGAGGAGCGGUGGCAGCUGCAGAUCCUGGCCAAGGGGAGAGUGACCUGCCCCAAGUGCAAGUCAGUUAGCCGCAAGACGGUGGAGGGGCUGAAGAAGCACAUGGAGAACUGCAACCUGAACCCCUAUACGUGCCCCCACUGUGGGAAACAGCUCAAGUCCUCCACGGGCAUGAAGUACCACCUCAUGGCCGACCACAACAACCUGCAACAAUUGCAGGAGGCGCUGGACGAACCUGCUCUGAAAGAGAAACUCAGAAAGAUACUGAAAAGAAUGGGCAAGCUCAAAUGCACCAAAGAGGGCUGUACUGGCAGCUUCACCAGUAUCAUGGGCUACAUGUACCACACCAAGAAGUGUGGCAAAGAGUUGUCGGAGCUGGAGGAGUAUGUGCUGAACUGCAAGGAGUGCGGCAAACCCUACCGCUCCAGGGCAGGCCUGGAGUACCACAUGAAGUCCGAGCACGCCCCUAUCCCCCAGAAGUCGGACGAGGAGGAGACGGCGUCUGUCCACGAGCCGAGCCCCGAGAGGACCCCUAGUGGCCGGGUGAAGCGCGCGUCGGCCCAAGUGGCCGAGCUCCAGCUGAACGAGAUUGCCCGCGACGAGAUGAAGGAGUGGCCCAAGAGGAAGUUCCAGUGGGACCUGGUGCCCGACGAUAAGAAGCUCAAGUAUGCCCGUCCUGGACUGCCCGCCUUCAGCCAGGAGGUUCUGCGCAAGUGGAAGAACGAAGUCAAACUUCAGAGAAAAGUGCAGUGCCCCAAUCCCGGUUGUGGUGCGGUCUACACCAGUGUGUCUGGACUGAAGGCUCAUCUUGGUCUCUGUACAAUGGGAGAGUUUGAAGCUGGUAAAUACAGAUGUCUGAUAUGCCGUAAGGAGUUUAACUCAGAAAGCGGUGUGAAGUAUCAUAUCAACUCCGUCCACUCACAGGAGUGGUUCGUGGUCAACAAGAAGCACUCCAAGAACUUCAACCGGCUGCUGCGCAACAAGCCCAUCCUGGUGACGCCGGUGCCGCCCACGGACGCCAACCCGCUGCACUUCACCCCAGGCAUGGGCUCCUGGCAGGAGCUGGCCGCGUGCCAGGUGGGCACCUCCUCCUCCUCGCCCUCCACCUCCUGCUGCCACCACGGCAACGCCUCCACCUCCUCCUCCUCCGUCAUCAUGGCCAACCCCGGAGCCAUGGAGAACGAGGGCGGCGACGGCAGGAGGAAGGACGACGGUGCGAAGGAGAGGGAUGGGAGCGAACACGGGCACCACCACCACCACCACCACCACCAUGGGCACGGCCACGGCCACGGCCACGGUCACGGUCACCACGGGCACAGGGAUCAAGGGCACAACAGCCAAGGCCACAGCCACGGGCACAGCCACAGCCAUAGCCAUGGUCACAGUCACGGUGGGCACACCCAUGGGCACGGCGGCGGGCACAGCCACGCCGGCCACAACCACGGCGGCAGCAGCCAUGGACACGGGCACUCUCACGGGCACGUCCAGGGGAAGAACUGCUACGUGUUCGACGGCGGGCACAGCAGCACCAGCGGCGGCGGUGGCAGCUCCAGCAGCGAGUGUGACAUGGAGUAUGCGGCGGCCGUUGCCGCGGCAACAGCAGUGGCCCAGGCCCAGGUGGCACAACAGGUGGCCCAGGUGGCGCAGGUGACCCAGGCGGCAGCGGGACACGACGCGUGGGGGGCCCUGAAGAGGCCCCCGCCCCCCAUGACCAUCGACCCCCACCACAUGAUGUGCCCUCCUCCGCCGCCCCUCUUCGCGGCGCCCCUGCUCCCUCCGCCUCUAGCUAAGCACCCCAGGGGCAACCCCUAACAGCGCUCCCUCCCUUUACUUUCACUCAACCGGAGGUGGAGAAGACUGGGCUGACUGACAGAGUGAAAGCCCUGCGUACUGUAGGUUGACCUUCUGCCUAUGCUCUCAACGCAGAUGAUGUCACCAAUGACCUCAUCACCCUGGCUUAUACAUGGGUUCUCAUUUUUUGUUUUCCCCUGGCUGCGCACAAUUCAACCUCUGAUUGUUGGAAACUGCUGUCGGUCAAAGAAUUAGCUCACGUGGUUGGCUGCCAGUGUCUUGCCCCUCCUCACCACAUCGUGUUUACAAACACGGCGAACCCAUGUAUAGGGAUGUGGUCAUUAGGAUCAGCUGCUGCAUUGAAUAGGCUGGAGCAACAAUGCGGCUGGCAUUUUACUUUCUGCACCUGGGUUUCUCCACCUCUUGUCACUUAGCUACCUGCCAUUGUACCCCUCUCCCAUCUAUGGUGGGUUGUUGUUGCUACCCACCAGGCCCCCUAAACUCAACAUCCAUCCGCGAUCUAGAUUCUCGUUUAAAAAAAAACAAAAAAACAACAACAUUGACUUUGUAACAAUAUGUGUGUCCAGCAUUGAGAGUACUACAAGUAGUAUAAAGCUACCAGUGAAUUGUCAUCCACCAAGCGUUAACUGUGUUUACUUUCAACACCAUGUGACUUUUCUUGCCAUCCGUGUGCUAGUGCUUUUUGUUUUUCUUCUUUUUUGUAUUCUUCUUUUUCUUGUCUUUCAAUUGACUGUUGAUGAUGAUGACGACACCAGACAUUGACCCAAAAGGGAACACAAAGGAUGGGGCUGUUCGCCAAACUGGUGAAGGGGUGCCUAAGGCACUUGCCCUUACCUGUGUGUGUGUGUGUUCGCGUGUGUGUGCGUGCGCAUGCGUGUGUGCGCGUGUGUGCGGCUGGGCGUGCGUGCGUGUGUGUCCGUGUCAGUGUGCGCGUGUGUGUGUGUGCGCGUGUGUGUGUUUUAAGCACCAUAUAAACUCCUUGUAGACUUUUGCUCACUAUGUAUGUUUAACCAGCUGCAUGUGAUGACGUAAACCCCUUCUUGUACAGGAUGCUCCCUCCGCUCCUCUCCUCCACCCUCCACGCUACCCCAACCCUUCGCACAGUAAGGACGUUCAGCACUACUGUGCAAAACCAACAAGUUGUUUUUAAACCAAGAGGUGGGCGGAAAGAUGCUUUUUUUGUAUAGAUAACAUAAGCAGUUGUGUUCUGCACAAGAGAGGAGUUAAGACUCUGUGACUGUUGGCGCUGUGUGUGCGUGUGUCCUGUCCGUAUGUAGGCAUUUUGUUAAGAAGUGCCGUUUGAGAGGUUUCAUUCACGAUGGGCUUUGCAUGGGUCGGCCUCUCCUCUCUCUCUGUGAAUGCCACUGCAAUGAGACGGAAUACAGUGCUGUCGCACAGCGAUGAAAACACUACAAUUUGUCAUUUGUAAUAUUUUCGAACACAGAGGACCAAAAAAAAAAAAAGAUUUUUUUUGACACAUUUGCUGAGCAGUAGUAAGGAGCCGUUUCCACGUAGCAAGAUAUUUUAAAAUGUGGAUAAUUUUUGCUCCUGGUUACAUUGGGUUUUGCCUUCCGUUUCCACAUAAGCAGAUUUUUAAAACUCACACAUCAAAAAUCCUGCUUUAAAAAUAUCCCAGUUAGGGGGCUAAAAUGCACCUGUUAUAAUGGAGUUUUUAUUUUUAUCACCAUGUUUCGUUUCCACCUACACAGGAGAAAAAAAAACCCACAUUUAAAAGUAUCCUGCCACGUGGAAACGGCACCUAAGUUCGAUUAAUGCUCUGUGACCAUAGGCUACUGUCCUGCAAGUGGUUUAAGGAAUGCAUGCAUUUGAACCUGUCCAGGGAGGAUGCCCACCCCACUGUGCUUUGUAAAUUUAUCCCCCAAUAUGCCUUGUUUUGUCUGCAGAGUAAACAGUAGAGGAGAGUUGCUUUAAAGUUAACGUACUGUUAUUUUUUUUCUUUUCUUAGGUUAUCGUCAGCUUAACACCGUAACCUCAUGGUAUAUAAUUUAGUACAGAUGGUUUUGGAGUGAUUUCCUUGCCUUGUAACAAGCUGUAUUUAUAAUAAUGAAAGUAUAUUGUUAGAUUAGACAACUUGUAUACUACUUGUGUUUUUUAUUUUGUUUAGAGCAUAUGUAUCCUUUUUUUCCCAACAACACUAGGAAAAUGUACUUUCAACAUGUGUAAUAAAAGAAUUGUGUAUUGGUAACAGA